Molecule: messenger RNA, 3063 nt
Organism: Eufriesea mexicana
Lineage: Eukaryota; Metazoa; Arthropoda; Insecta; Hymenoptera; Apidae
Gene: spir
Product: spire type actin nucleation factor
Exons: 15
Coding region: 127-2904 (925 amino acids)
Biological process (GO): intracellular transport; actin filament polymerization; polar body extrusion after meiotic divisions
Cellular component (GO): cytoplasmic vesicle membrane; cell cortex
Molecular function (GO): actin binding; microtubule binding
Source: RefSeq, a predicted model, not a curated record
AACUCAAUUGAGAAAAUAAUACAAAAAAUCUUCUACAAGAAAUGAACAGAAUAGUGAUAUUAUAGUGAAAAUCUUAAAACGUGUUUCGUGCUGUAAUUUGUCAACUGCCUAAAUAACCAGAAAAAGAUGACAACGCACAAACAGAUUUCUACAUCGUGUGAGGAUGAUCUCAAUGUUUUCGGCAAUGAGAAAAAAGCGACAGAGGAUACAGAGGAAGAAACAGAGAUGAAAAGGCCGAAGUGUAGGCUCGACGCGAACGGUCGGCUAAAUCUCAAAGAUAUUCUACUGUCUUUUAAUGGACCGGUUAGCCAAGAGCAAGCAUGGGCUUUAUGUUAUCAAACGGCCAAGAGUUUGUCACGUUUAUCAGAGAACAAUUUUUAUGAACUCUCGGAGUUAUCGCAGAUCGUCCUUCACAAGGAUGGUGAUGUUUGGCUUGGAGAUCUAAUCAAAUCGGAGAAACCCCGUGUAUCCGAAAAAAAGGCAAUGUUUUCGUUAGGCAUGAUGAUAUUUAAAGCGCUCGAUUUCGGCCUAGAUGAACAAGAAGAAAGGCCUUUAUCACCGGAUCUAGAAGCCCUUAUAACAUUGAUGACAAGUGCAGAUCAAGAAAUUGAAGGUGAGACGGAAGAACGUCCACAGGAAACGGACGAUGAAGGUAUUGAGCGGGACUCCAGUGAUGCUGAUGUAGAUGAAUUUUUGUCACAAAAAAGUAACGAUAUGUAUGAAGAAAGAUCAACGACAUAUUCCCUAAAAAAUGUGAUGCAAUUAUGUACCAGGCAUAUGCAAACUUCCAUUGAGUCUGCUGAAGUUCAUUAUAAGGCAGUAAUACGGGCAUUUGUAACAGAGGCUCUGGAAUUGUCACAAUUUUUGGAUACAGUAGCAGCUGACAAAUUACAAGCUAGUCAAAGAGAAGGUGCUAACAAUGAUGGCAAUAAGCAAAGCUCGAUGUCCGUUCAGAACCUUGAUACGUUAGAUUUCAUUGAUUGGACUGACAUUAGGAUUUGGAGGGCUAUACAAGCAAGAUUUUGGGUACAAGUUAUCCAAGAAUUACGGAAAGGCGUGAAAUUGAAAAAAGUAGAAGCCAAUUUGGGUUCAAAGAACACUGUUCGUGGACGCGGAAGAGGAGCAGAAUUUGAAUUAACACCGUAUGAAAUUUUAAUGGAUGAUAUUCGGAAAAGGAGAUAUCAUCUAAGGAAAACACCAUCACCAACGCCACAUUUGCGAAAAGAUGCACACGCUGUCAUUCUUGAAUUUAUUCGGAGCAGACCACCUCUUAAAAAGGCAUCUGAGAGACAACUGCCACCUCUGCAGAAGGAAUGGACUCUUCGGGAAUUACUUAUGGAAAGCAUAAAGAAACCACCAAAUUUAAGAUCGUCACGCAACAGAUACGUUCCUAAGACCGAAAGAAUAUCCCCACAAAGUGAUCAUAUCCAAAGUAUCACUGAUGUGAAGGAUAAUGAACCACCUAUAAUACCGAAACCUCCUCGGAGGGAUUUAGACAGCAUUAAUUCUACAACAAGUAGAAGAAAAGUAAUACCCGUAGAUUUUGAUUUGAAGCUCGACGCGGAAGAUGAAGAGGAUGACGAAGAUUACAACGAUGAAUUUGCAGUAACAAGGUUUGAAGAAGAGGAUGAAGCAUCAAACUACUGGCAGUUGAAAGAGGAUUACACAUUCAUAAACAGUGGUAAUGCAAGGAGUAGACAUAAAGUUCAAAGGGAUGACGACGAAGCAGGUUCUGCAAAUCCUUGGCGAAGAACUGGUGGACUGCGUUUGACGAGAAAUGAGUAUCACCGAUUUUGUGAUACACAACUUGAAUCUUAUGAUCUUGCAACACAGUGUCCAUCUAGAAGAGCAUCUGCUCGAAAACACGCAGCGAGGCGUAGUAUAGCUCUUACAGCAUUAACUGGUACUACUUCUCUUCCUCAUUCGAGGCCACAGAGUCGUCAAUAUACAGGUGCAACUGAAUCGUCGUUGAGUCAAGGUCCGAGUCCUAAUGUCAGCGUAAAUCCUAGUCCAAGUUUGAGUCCUCAACCAAGAGCAAGGCAACCGCGACGUUCGCAAAUUAUCGCCGAAGGUACGAAAGAUAAUGAAGAUCAAAGUGAAGACUGGCAAGAUGAUAAAGGACAGAAACCUACAUUAGGUGAUAUGUUCCUGGAUGAAAGACUUUCUCUAACCUUAGAAGAGAUUGUGCAUAUUCGUAGUGUUCUAACUAAAGCAGAAUUGGAAUCUCUGCCUGUAGAAGGGCGCGUAAAGGAAGAUGUAGAAAAAAGACGCGUUUGUUUUCUUUGUUUAAAAACGAGGUUUGGAUUGUUAGGACCUUGGGGGCAACGUUGUCGUCUAUGCGAAAGGACUGUAUGUGUAAAAUGUUACUCCAAAAUGCGAAUUCCAACAGAACAUUUUGCCCAUGUUCCGGUAGUUUUACUAUCUCCUGGUCUUCUUCUAUCUCCAUCAUCCUCAGAACCAGAUACUAGCAAAAGUUCGUGGCUGAGAGGCAACGGAGCAGCUGGAUCUGCACCGGCAUCACCCGCCUCUAGACGUAAGGAUUCGUCGUUGAAAAGCGUAACGCCUUCAUCCACGCCUACUACAACACCUGUUUUGAUACUUACACCGACUUCCACACCGCCUUCUCAUGUUCGUCGUGAAACAGAGAAUCAAGAAAAAAGGAGUUAUAAAGGCAGUGGCAGUCCAGCUAAUGUGCCAUCACCGAAGGCAUUCUCCAGUUUCACUAAUCAAAGCUCGGAACAACGAUUGGCCGCGGAAAGAUUGCGUGGUGUUUCAAUGGUAGUCUGUCAUGAUUGUCGUAUUAUGGUGAUACAGAUAAUUAAGAGUUCAAGAACAACACGGGCUACAAUACGUAAUAAUGUCAUUUCACGACUUACUUUAAACCUUUCGCCAGCCUACGUUUGAAUCCCCCCCCCAAAAAAGAAAGAAAAGUUCCAUGCACGAGAUUUUUGUUGGAUAAAAUGGUGCAUCUCGUUUUCAAUUCUACUAAUGAGUAACAUACUAAUUAUGCUAAUAAGUGAGGCACGUAGAUUAGAUUUCUCUUCUUCGUCCGGUGUCUUGUGC